This is a messenger RNA of Dichomitus squalens LYAD-421 SS1, 965 nucleotides long. RefSeq lists its product as uncharacterized. Lineage: Eukaryota; Fungi; Basidiomycota; Agaricomycetes; Polyporales; Polyporaceae. The record is from RefSeq and is a predicted model, not a curated record. The coding region runs from base 33 to 965 and encodes 310 amino acids. The transcript has 4 exons.
UUAGCUUGAUCCACGAGAUCAUCCUUCCCACUAUGUCCUCACCACCCAAGAGGUCCAAUACCGCGGCGCCGUCUCCUCCGCGACCCUCUUCCCCGCCCCCGGGGAAGGGGUCGAUGCGAGCACGCAUGUCGACUGCCAUGCGCCGCGCGUCGACUGGCCUCUCGAUCACCCAGGCUCUCUCGCGGACUUCCUCCAAGUCCUCUUUGAAGGACUCUCUGAAGGUGUCUACAGACUCGACGCCGGCGCCGCCCUCAGUAGAAGAUGCGCGACCAGGAGUCAGUCCCGUUGCAGAAUCCCCUGCCCGCGAAGAAGCCGCAAACCUCGCUGAAGGCACCACAAGUAUACUUCGUCCAUCCCCGCUUGCAAACGUGGUCGUGACCGAGCCGACGCCGGAGCCGACUCCAGGACCAACUCCUGCUCUGGAGCUCAGCGUCACCGCUUCUCCGGAGCAAAUACCUGGCGAACUUCCGCAUCAAACGCCUGUGACCCCACUGGAGGCCUUCGGCUUCGGCGACUCCAUCCUCCCUACCACUACGUCGAAGCCGACUAAUGUCGAAAGUCCCCAGCUGCUUCCUCAGGAUGCUCCCGCGAUCGGCGAGCCUGUCUCCCUUCCCGAGCUUACUCCAGCAGUCCCUCUUCCUCCGCCCACGGUGGAGCCUGAGGAACCGAUAGCCCUCGAGGACGGCCGCCAGGACUACUUCUCUUACGGCGAUCCAGUUGUUGCUGCAACUUCUGCUCCCCCUCCGAAGAACGACGUCACCGGUGUCUCUCAGUCCAGCCGUCAGCAAGCAGCUGCGCCGUACAGCCUCGGUGAGGGUGACGAUGCCUCUGUUGCAGAGACCCUCCGCUCGGAUACGGAACCUGUCGUUGAGCCUCGUGCAGACAUCCAAAAUACCCCAUUUUCGUUCCCUCUCCCCCCAAGAACCAUGUCAUUGGUCCAGCUCGGUCCAGCCGUCAGCCAGUGA